Molecule: messenger RNA, 402 nt
Organism: Callorhinchus milii (elephant shark)
Lineage: Eukaryota; Metazoa; Chordata; Chondrichthyes; Chimaeriformes; Callorhinchidae
Exons: 4
Coding region: 34-402 (122 amino acids)
Source: RefSeq, a predicted model, not a curated record
UGUCAGUUACUGCUCCCAGACCAGACCUCCCAGAUGGUCCUCACCCAGUCUCCUGGAAUGUAUGAAAGGUAUGUGGUGACGGUGGUGCAGUGGUGCCGAGGAGUGAGUGAAGAGUCUCGGGAGACAAGCACCGGGAAUAUUGAUGAACCACAGCUCGGAGAGCACGGCAACUGGUCUGUUCUCGCGGAACUUCAGAAGAUCCAGCGAUUUAACUUCCUCCUGGAGAACUCCAACUGUACGAAGAGAGAUGCCCCGGACCCAGCCCAGGCCCCUGCCAGCCCGCCGGGGCCACCUCGUGGAGGGGCAGACAUUGGGGCUGUGCUGCGGAGGACCUCCCAAGCCAUCCAGGACAUCGAGGUCCUGCUGAGGGGCAAGGACAGAGCCGGCAGCCCCGGGAGUUAG